Molecule: messenger RNA, 2403 nt
Organism: Cladocopium goreaui
Lineage: Eukaryota; Dinophyceae; Suessiales; Symbiodiniaceae
Source: the annotation of a GenBank genome assembly
AUGGUGGUGAAGGCGGAGGUCAACAAGGCCAUCCGCCUCUCCGACGGCGAGCGGCCGCAGAGCUUGCCCUUUCUGCUCUCGGAGAAGGUGGACUUCAAAAGUCAUGACCCAGUGAAGGAACCCAAGUUCUCCGAGGAGAAGUUCCAGAUGUGGUUCCACCUGGGCUUCGCGCGGAAGUUCCGCUUGCGUUUGCAUCGUCAGAUCCUGCUGAUGGCGUUUAUGACUGUCAUGGAUGUCAUGCACAUGGAGCACACCGAAGCAUGGAAAGUUGAGGACAAGGAUCCGGGCCUUUUGCCUAAGCAUCCCACCAAACGCUUCGUGAUUUUGCUGUCGUGCCGCGCGGUGAUUUUGGCCAUGGGCCUUGGCUGGUCCGUCUUUGCUAGGACGGAGGCCUUCCGGGAAAGAGUCCAGGAGGUCCAGUGGGGUUUGGUGGCCUCCACGCUGAUCGUGGCCACCGUGAUGUUCGUCUCCUACGACGCCCUGAUCUAUCCGCAGCUCCAUCGCUCGUACGUGACGAUGCAUUUCUUGGACUAUGUGAACCAGCAGCAGUCCUUGAUCUUCGUCUUGGCCUACUUUAUCGUAACCAAUACCCAUCCCACGCUCUUCUACCAAUCCUUGGUCUACAUUCCCUUGGGCGUGGUGUUCAUGUACAUCCGCAAUCGAACCAGCUUGUACAUCUCCGACAUCGGUCGCGUGAUGUUCCUGUGCACUGUAGUGAUCAGCUGCUUGUUGGCGCACGUCUUGGAACAGACUUCGCGCGCGCGCUUCAAGACCAAGCAGCGCGUAGAGGAGACACAGGAUCGAGUAGAGACAGUCUUGAGCAAUUUGAUGCCCAAGAAAGUCUUGGAGGAGAUCAAACUCAGCCCCGGGCUACAACGCAGCCAUUCCUACGACCACGCGACCAUCGCCCAGUCGGAUUUGUGCGGCUUCACGCAGCUGGCGUCCGACAAGAGCCCAGAGCAGGUGGUGGCCUUCGUGGAGGAUCUCUUUGGAAGGUUCGACCGUUUGACGGACGAGUUCCAGAUCUACAAGGUGGAGACCGUUGGUGACGCCUACAUCGCAGGGAUGGCGGAACACACGCUGACCAGCGAGAAUUCUCCGAUCCAGGUGGUACAGUUUGGCAUGGCCAUGAUCCAGGCCACCGCCGAAUGGGCGGAGAAGCUCGGUGUCAAGGCGGCGGCGGUGAUGAUUUGGGACACCUUGAAAAACACCCUGGGUCUUCAAAUGAAUUUGCUGGUCUUAUUCGAAAGCAACGUGUUGGCGGAUGUUUUCAUCCAGGCCGAGGGACGAGAGAUUCCAGCACACAAAGCCGUGCUGGCGGCGCACUCGCCAUUCUUCGCCCAGCAGUUCACCGAGAACCCGGGGCACAACAGCGUUCAGUUGGACCAUAAGCACAAGGUGGUCUACGCCAUGGUGCGUUUCUUGUACUUCGGUGGCCUUCCCAUGGAGAAUCUCACCUCUUUGGACUGCCUGGACCUCUUGGGCCUGGCGGAGGAUGUGGAGGUCAAGUCGAUCAAUCCAGCAGACAUCGGACCGGUGAUCGUGGCUGGAUUGAAGGAGGAGAAUUGUGUGGAUGUGUUGAACCACGAAGUCUUGCGGAAGUAUCCCACCUUUCAGGAUGCGGCCUGCAAGUUCACGGGAGAGCACUUCAUGUCGAUGGUGAAAACCAAUCGGGACUAUUUGUUGAAGGUUCCGACGGAUCUCCUGACCCAAGUGCUCCAGUAUGCGUGUCACCAAGUAUACACUGAUGAUGAUGCCGAUGUUAUGGUGAAGUACUGCCUGAGUCAUACAGGGAUGGAAUCCACCUGCGAUUUACUGAGGGAAACGAAAGCCUGGGAAUGGGGCGGCCGCGACUUCACUGUGCUGCGCUCCGUGGAGGAGCCUAUUGUGGAGGCGAACAGUUGGGAGAUCCAUGGCGUGCGUGCUGCCAUGGACGCCACACUGACACCAGCGAGGACCGUGGUGGGCACAUACUUCGACUGGUUGAUCCGCCUGGACUAUGGCGCGGAGGGCAAGUUGCGCUUGGUCUAUGAGCAGGCGACGCCCACCAACGAGGAUCCGAAAAAGUGCAUUCACCGCUUUCCAGCUGCAAUGUUUGCGUGGCAGGUGGUCUACAACGGGCAAAGUGUCUUCCAUGAGAAACCCGUCUUCAUCUGCUUCCCGCAGGGUGUGCACCUCCACUGGUCCACGACUUUGCCCAUCACCGCCGCGGAGUUGACGGAAGACGACAACCUGGAAAUCGUGGUGCAGAUGGCGGAAAACCCCAUGCUGUCCUUGAUCUUAUACCACUUCAGCGCAGAUCUCAAGACCACCGUGGCCAAGGAGGAUAUUCUGAAUCGCCUUCCGCACAUCGAGUAUCGUUGUUUGUCCUCUUAUUCGCUGGUUCAAACCCAUGGGGCUUGA